Culex quinquefasciatus (southern house mosquito) is the source of this 732-nucleotide messenger RNA. RefSeq lists its product as uncharacterized. The transcript is spliced from 2 exons. The record is from RefSeq and is a predicted model, not a curated record. Lineage: Eukaryota; Metazoa; Arthropoda; Insecta; Diptera; Culicidae. Bases 130 to 696 code for a protein of 188 amino acids.
GUAAACGCCCCUAUAAAAAUAGAUCGCAGUAGACUAUGUCAUGUCACCGGCAAUCUAACAUCUCGCGACAAGUUGUCAUAAAAGCGAAAACAAGCCAACUGUGAUCACUUUGUUUACGCCAGGCAAACCAUGCUGAUUCCGUGGGUCAUCAUCGGCAUCUGGCUAGCUCGGCCUACUCCGAUCAGCUCGUUCGUCAUCGAGGUUCAGAUGGACCGUAUCGAACAAAUCGGCGGUGAGCACCUGCUUGAUCUUUCCGGCAUACGCGUCCGGAAGUACAAUCGAACUCUGUCCGUGAUCAACGGAACGUACUCCAUCGUGCGGGAUUUGGACGAGUCGUUGGCGUUCACCGUAACCGUGGCCCGGAGUGCCCUCGGGAACAAUCAGUUCAACGAGUACCCGAUGAAGAUCCCCCGUAAGGACGGUUGUCGGAUCUUCCUGGAGGAUUACUCCGAGUAUCAGCACGUUUGGGCCAACACUACCAACUUGCCCCAGGUGGAUAAGGAGGCGCCGCCAGCGUUGUGUGCCCUUCCCAAGGGGGACUACUGGGUGAAGGACUUUGCACCGGAUGCGUCCUGGGUGCCGCCGGUGGUUCCUGAAGGGUUCUGGCGCAUGACCUGGCACAUGUACAGCGCGGUGACGGACGAGCUCGAGGGGCAGGUGCGAUUGUUCAUUCGUGUCAAGAAAGAUAUUUUCUGAAGGAGGGUCCAGUGACCAAAGAUGGGUCUAAUAAAG